ACUGAGCCCAUUCUCUGGUCACAACACUUCCACGGAACUAACAGAGACAAAACAAACAAACGAAUAAUUAAACCUGUUGAAGUUGAAAGAGUUGCACGCCGGAGUGUGUAUUAAGUAAAUGAGCAGUACAGAGGCUUAAUCUAAACAUAAAGAGAGCGGUGAAACUAAGCGCCUCCUCUAAUUCCGUGUUUUGACUCGUGUUAGUCUUUCAAAUUGUGCGAAAAUGGUUGUUUUGUCUAAAAAACCAAAGACUUUCAAGAUUGAGUUCGGCGAUUCCAGCAAGGCUUUUUAUUCCAGUGGGGAUAAAGUGGCUGGGCGAGUGGUGGUGGAGGUGUCGGAGACUACUCGAGUUGCGGCCAUGAGACUGUAUGGAAUCGGCUGCGCCAACGUGGAGUACAGCAAAGGAAAGCAGCGCUGUAAAGAUGCCAUAGAUUACCUUAAAUACCAAGAUGUUCUUCACCUGGACCAGCAGCCUACAGACUCUGAUGGCUCUGUUAUUCUCAGACCUGGAAAUAGAUACGGGUACACCUUUGGGUUCGAGCUUCCCCAGUCAGGGCAGCUGGUGUCCUCAUAUAAAGGCAAAUUUGGCUCUGUUGAGUACUAUGUGAAAGCGGUGAUGGAGAGGCCCUGCCAGUCGGAUGUAGAGUGCAAAAAGUACUUUGAAGUGGAGGAACCGAUUGAUGUCAACACUCCCGACCUUACAUCCCCUGCCGCCGGAGUGACAGAGAAAAAGCUGACCUGCAUGUUCAUUCCUGAUGGCAGUGUGUCAAUCACGGCAAAGAUUGAUCGUAAGGGCUACUGUGAAGGAGAGAACAUCUGCAUCAAUGCCAAAUUUGAGAAUACCUGCUCUCGCAUUAUUGUCCCCAAAGCUGCCAUUAUUGUCACGCACACUUUUCGGGCCAAUGGCCGCACUAAGGUGCUCCGUGAAAAGAUCUCAGCUGUCAGGGGCAAUCAUAUAAUCUCUGGCAUGUAUGACAUAUGGCAGGGUAAAACCUUCCGAGUGCCCAAACUAAGACCCACCAUCUUGGGCUGCAACAUCAUCCACAUGGACUACACUCUGAUGAUUUACGUGCACAUCCCAGGAAGUGAGAAGCUAACCCUAGAGCUUCCUUUGGUCAUUGGGACAAUCCCCUUUACUGGCUUUGCCAGUCGUACUAGCAGCAUGAGCAGUCAAGAAGGGAGCUCAGCAGCAUCCAGCAGCCUGGUGUCCAUGCCCUCUGCUCCACCUAGCUACAGCGAAAUACCUCUGCAUGGCUGCUUGGACCCAUUCAUCACACCAUUGCUAGAUGACUACACUGAAGACGACAGUCCUAUCUUCAUGCAUGCCAGAGAGUACUAUCAGACACCUCCUCCAGCCUAUACCGAGGUGCAAGAGGGAUGCAAUAGAAGUGGCACUACCCUCCAGUUAUGUUAAACAGCUGUAGCUGCAAAAAUCUUCAAAAGAGAUUAUUUUGCUGAGAAAUUAACUUUUCUGUUCAUUUGUGCGAAUGUCGUUGCAAGUUGGUAAACUUAUUUAAGUCUCAGUAUGUAAUGUAAUAACAAAGGAUGCUUUCACUUAUAUGAGAAUUAGCUUCUUGAGAACAGUAUUAGACAUUAUUAGUAUUAGUAUUAGUAUUAAUAUAAUUAAUAAUAAUUAAUUAGUAUUAAUAUUAGUAUUAGUGCCUGUUUUGUGUUUCUUGAUUAUUUCUGGGGUAUCCUCAGUUUUUAGACCUGAAAGGGUUUUUUUUUUUCAAAUGGAAGUUGAGCUUUGCCAUAUUGGCUUAAUGAUAAUCCUGCCAUUAUAGUCAUUCCAGACACAGUCUAAAAAAGAUCAUUAGGACUGGUAAAAAUCAAUGCAACUGUGGGAAUACAAUGCCUUUUUACUGUAAUAUGUUGAUAUGUACAUAGGGCAUGAUUUCAGAAUGCACUUAGUAUACAACUUUGUAUCAGAGUUAAUGGUUUGUUUUUAUUUUGCUUUGAGAAAUUGAAUGUGAUAUCAAUCAUUAACAUGUUAACAGUAUGUUCUAAUAGUUUAUUUACUUUUAUUAUAGACAUUACACACAAUAAUAUUGAAACAGUGCAGCGUAAUUACCUGUAAUUACGAUUUGCUUUGGGAAUUUGAGAAUUAUUUCAUUUAUGUAAAUUUUCUAUAUACAUAUUUUAUACAUACCUACCUGUGCUAAGUGUGUUAUGUACGUACACUAGUUUAUAGGAGAUGAUGUCAGAAAUGAGAAUCUGUUUGCCCUGAUGGUACAUGCAUCACGUCAGACUUGAGCUAUUGGAUGGGAUUCCUGCAAUGUAGAGGAAAGGUUGGCAGCAGGAUAUGAGCAGGAACCAAUGGCACAAAUCCAGGGGAACACAAUAUUAUUAAAUGCCACCUGUUGGGUAUCAGAGGAGGUAUUAUUUACAGUAUAUGUUUAGCUGGAAACUAUUCAGAAACUGCCUAGUGAUUGAUGAGCUUCUCAUCCUCCAAAUACAUUACCAAUGUAAUGUGCUUUUAAUCCAGCUGGGCACAUUCAAAGAGUAAACAAUCAAACCCAAAUAUAAGCUCAACUUUCUUAAUCACUUAGAUAACAGCUAAAAUUGUGCAUUUCUCCACUGGUAAUAAAGCAUAAUUCAUAAUACCUGUUAGUGAAAGAACCCUUAUCACUACUUAAUUGAACAUUAAUAUAAUGGUUGCAAUAAUACACAACUAUAUAAAUAGUUGAGAUGUGUUUAUUCUCACUUGACAAUAUCAAUGUAAUUAAAUCUAAUUUUAAUUUGU
Molecule: messenger RNA, 2743 nt
Organism: Ictalurus furcatus (blue catfish)
Lineage: Eukaryota; Metazoa; Chordata; Actinopteri; Siluriformes; Ictaluridae
Gene: txnipb
Product: thioredoxin interacting protein b
Exons: 6
Coding region: 224-1414 (396 amino acids)
Biological process (GO): protein transport
Cellular component (GO): cytoplasm
Molecular function (GO): ubiquitin protein ligase binding
Source: RefSeq, a predicted model, not a curated record